This is a messenger RNA of Paramecium sonneborni, 1035 nucleotides long. Lineage: Eukaryota; Ciliophora; Oligohymenophorea; Peniculida; Parameciidae. The record is from the annotation of a GenBank genome assembly.
CUAAUUUUUUAAAUCAUCUCAUGCUUCCUUUAAUGUGUGCAACACCUUAUAUGAAUUAUUCCCAACUCAACCUUUAAUAAUUUUAUAUGCUACCAACACCAGCGUAUUAAAUGCCUAUUCAAAUGAAAGAAACUUGUGAUUAAGCUUGUUAGUUUCCAGAACCUAUAGAAUAAGAUGCCUUAACUAAUAAUAUGGAGAUUAUAGCAGAAAAAGAAUUGACUUCUCUGUUAAAAUAUCUCUCUAAACAUAUUUCUUUACUACAAGAUUGUAUGUUUGAAGAAUUUGUAAAGGAAAAUUUAAAAGUAUAUUAAGUUAUUAUACAUUAGACACUUUCAUCAUUUUCCAAAGACAUACCUAACAUGAUCAAAAAGCGCUAUGUUUAAGUUAAUAAAACAAAAGAGGAAAUGACAAAGUUUAUAAUUAGAAGAUGUUUUCUCUUUAUAAAAAGCUAAAUUGAAUAUGAAGAAAAAGAAGGAGUGUCUGCUGAAGAAAGAGAUAGAUUAUUUUACCAUUCUUUCUUUUCUAAUGACAAAGAAUUUAUGAAAACUUUCAAUUAAGAAUCAAUUGAUGACAUGAUUCCAUUUAGAAAGGAUUCUAAAAUGAAAACUAUGAAUGAAACAUAUCUAAGAAAAUUAUUUGCAUCACAAAGAUUCUCCAAUUUCUAUACAAAGUUUCUAUGUAUUCAUAAAUUUAAUAUAUUCUUAGCUUAAUUUAAAGAAAUUUGCAUUCAUGAAAAUGAUGAAAAAAUCGAUAAUAUGACUAAACAGAUUAUAAAAAUAAUAAUUACAAGAGAUUUUGGAGUAAAAUUUGUUUUUACUUAAAUAGAAAAUUAAAAGUUAUAGACGAUUUCCAUGGAAAGACCAUGAAGUACUUAAAUGUGAAUAGAGAGCCAAAGAACUCUACUCUAAAUAUUCAAAUUAUUCAAGUAAUAUAAAUAUUGAUAUCUUAGAAGCCAAUAAUAACAAAAAGUAUCUUUCAAAACUUGAUUCGCAUACCAUAGACAUAUUGGAUAAAUUCUCUGAAUCUUAAGAAUGA